UUUUAAUGAACAAUAUUCUUGGAAGGGGGAUCAUCGAGGUACUCAGCUAAAUUGUGGAGAUGAGAAUCCCUUAAGGACAACGCCAGGACUCGAGAUUUCGGCGAAGGGUACACAAGGACAGGCUGGCCUGUACUAUGUAAUUUCACCUGGAGUAGUUGGGCACACGUGCGAUCAUCAAGGAAAGCCACCGGUGGAAGGUGACAGUGAGAGGGGUGGAGAGGGGGCAAUCACCAAAGGCAGCAUCAUGGACUCUCACCAACAACAGUUUUGCCUCAAGUGGAACAGUUUUGGUAGUAAUUUGGCAACAGCAUUCUCGAAUCUUUUUAAAAGUGAAAGUCUCACUGAUGUCACACUCUUCUGCGAAGGAGUGACAUUCAAAGCGCACAGACUCAUUCUGGCAGCAUGCAGCAAACAUUUUCAAGAAUUAUUCGAGGGCAUGCCACCCUCUCCUGCCGGGCUCAUUGUCAUAUUAGACGGUACGAGCGCCCACAACAUGGCAUCACUAUUGGAAUUCAUGUAUCGUGGAGAGGUGCACGUAUCCCAAGAGUCGCUGAGCUCCUUUUUGAAGGCUGCCGAAUGUCUUCAAGUCAAAGGACUGUCAAUCGAACACGAAAAAUUGGCUGUGGCCCACAGACAUGUGGCGGAAAAUAAUAAUUCAUCCACUGAGUCCGCAAGUGGUAAUAUCGAGGUUCUGGAAUCCGAUGCGGAACGAGUAAUGAAGAGAGAGCCCACUCCUGCUCCAACCCUACCUCCUAAUUAUGUUUCACCGAACACAUACCACUCGUCUCACUAUUAUGAAAAUUCACAGAAGAGGACAAGGUUAAUGAGAUCACCAAGUGAAAUUGACGCCCUCGGUCGAGUAAGCGUACUAAGAGAUGGUGCUGCGUUCAGACCGGCCUCUGCGCCCCAUCCGUUACUACUUGAGAAUCACCUGUACCAACCGUUUACCCAUUCCUCUGAAAAUCAAACGCAUCCACACACUGCGCCCCAAACCCCCACAGACAUGGAUCUAGAGCUCGAGCCUGAAAAAUCGGAAGAACGUGGUGACAACAAGGAGAGUGUAGCUGAAGAUUUGCGAAUAAAACAAGAGCCAAUGAUGUUCAGCGAUCGAGAGAGAGCGGAAAAAUUCGCCGAGAGAUUGUCCGCUGAGGUCGGUCGUGGAUUUGAUGCCACUAAUUACUCGUUGAGUGGGGAUCAUAAGGGAAAUAUGGGGUUUAAUCAGGGAGCUUCGCUCGCGCAUCCUCCCACGCCUGAUCUGAGUCCAGCUCCACCGACUCCUGCGAGGUGGAAUUCGAAAAUUAAUAAGGCUGGAACUGUCACCACACCGGACGGCAAAAAGCUCAAGUGCCCAUUCUGUGAUCGUCUCUACGGUUACGAAACAAAUCUCCGUGCUCACGUGAGACAACGCCAUCAGGGCAUUAGGGUCUCAUGCCCAUUUUGUUCACGUACAUUUACAAGAAACAACACUGUACGUCGUCACAUCGCGCGAGAGCACAAGAAUGAAAUGAGCAUCAAAGCAUUUCAAACAUCAACUCAUCAAGUUGCGGAUACUGUACCGCAAUAAAGAGUAGAGAGAGACAGUUGCGUUUUGAUGAAUUCGAGGAAAUGGGACAGCUAGAACAACGGGAAGCAACUUUAUACCUGUUUGCCAUUUCUUCGGGGCAUGGGUAGGUCAUCUCUCUACACUUUUCUUGCGAGCAACUUUCUGCUGUUCUACCACAUCCAGUUAUUCUCAUAUUCUAUCCUAAAAUGUUUCCAUGUUUCGAGGAAUUUUUCUAAGCACUCGCGAGUAAUUCAAGAAUCACUGGUUGAUUUCAAUGUACAAAUUAUCUAAAUGUAAUCAGAGACAAGAAUUGAAAAUUCUUGGAGGAAAAUGUUGAUGAUCAGGGGAAAAUGACAUUCGUCAAUUCCAUAAUUUUCAAUUUAUACAGAAUCAGGUUUUUUCCUCUUCUUAACUUCUCUUUCCAGUCUAGUGUUUUGUGAAUUAGUACAAAAUUUAUCAAUUCCAUGAUAGAGUGGCGUUGGUGAAAGUAGCAUUAAAUAGCAAAAGAAGAAAAUUCAAGUGUGGAAUGGAAGUUUUCAGGGGUAAUUAAUCGUUUUAUUCCGACAAUUUCGGAAGGGAAAAAUGAUUGAAUUACCAAUUGAGAGGAGGGGAUUGAGCCUAUGAUGUAUGAGAGGGAAUCAAUGCUUGGAAAUUCGGACGAAAAAUGUUUUCAAAACCUUACGAUUGAAGGAAACCGUAACAAAUCAUAAAACUAGUCAAUGAAAGUGCAACGUUCAAGUAAAUAUUACCAUUUCAAAUAAUAAUUACCGAUAAAUAAUACAUAAAUGGGUAAACAACAGCGCAAAGUUAUUAAAUGAAAAUGAAAAAAAAUACUAUAUUAUACUCGUGGAAUUUGAAUAUGUGGUCGUGUGUUUGAAAAUGUUGCUGAACGAUUAAAAAAAAAGAAACAAAACAAAUAGGAAAUAUUAAAUAACCAAAUAAUGAUACAAACAAUCCAACUCAGGUAAAUGAUAUACCGUAAUCGAUAAAAGGGUAUGUUCAAUAUUUUUUUUUAUUAAUUAUUUCUACAAUGAAACAAACUCCAAGUGAUAAACACAAUUGUGAAAUACAGUUACUUCUAUUAUACGUAAAGCAGAAAAUGAAAAAUAUGAUGGUGAAUAUUAAUGAUGAAUUCAUCAUCUCAAACUACUGACUGGUACAUAGAGGAUAAAUAUAUACAAAUAGAAUAUAUAUUUACAAAUUUAAAGGACAGACAGAAUAUAUAAUAUAUUGUAUGAUAUACAUUAAUACUGCCAUAAUUGCAAUAGUCCGUUGUUACUGGUUAAUAGUCGCAAUAAUUAUUCAGAUUAUAUUGAAGUGAUGAAAAAACACACGUCGAGCCUAGGAUCAAAUUCCAGUUUACCGUAUUGAAUGGGUUGAUUAAUAUAAACAGUGCCAAUUAACAGAUUUAAUCAUGAAAUAACGUUACCCACGUUGAUGAUAUAUUUUCACGCCUUUAAUAAUCUCGUUUUCUCAUCUAUUAUUUUCAAUAGAUAAUUCUCUUUAUACAGAUUUAUAUCAAUAACUAUAGCCUGUUAAAUAUCACGAUUGAAAUGUUUCUAUUAUGAUUAUUCAUUGAGACAGAUAAUAGCAGUAUUUAUCUUUAUUGAUAAGAGUAUUAAAUAUCUCGAUUGAAUAAUUUCAACCGUGAUAUUGAACUUUAACUCGGAUAACAGAAAACAAUAGUGAUGAUAGUUUGUUACAUACUUUACUGUGGGAUUUUUUGUCCCACCUUAUGAUAGCCAGAGGAUUUAAAAUGCCAAUGAGAAGUAAUGAGAGAUACCUGUUUUCUUUUUUAUUGUAUUGAAACAUAACUGAUGAAUGUUCAAUGGAGCCUCAGGUCAAAUCGAGUCAUAUUAAUCCUAGUCAGGAUGGCAUCACGAUAUUAUUCGUUGCGGUAUUUACAUUUCAUCACGAUUCAGUUGUCUUCAGUAGUUAUUUCUUUAUUUUCAAUGCAACAGAAUGUUUUACUUGUUGGUUCACAACGAUAUGCCUAUCAUAAGUUAUGAGAGACAAUAGAUAUACAGAUUUAUUUAGUGUUGAGAAGCCAAGCCUGGUAUACUUCAGAGUCAAUGAUUCAUAUGAAUAUCAUAUUUAUGAAACGAUAUAGAAAUAUACAUAAUCCGUAACAUGUACUGCCUUGGGAAAACCUGGAGCUUUUGCUGGCCAUUUUCACGAAAUUCUUUUCAAGGAUUUAACAUUGGAAUUUUCCAACGAAAGCACUAGGAUUUUCUUUUUUUUUU
Messenger RNA from Diachasma alloeum, 3786 nucleotides. It is a transcript of the gene chinmo, whose product is annotated as zinc finger protein chinmo. The record is from RefSeq and is a predicted model, not a curated record. Gene Ontology annotation, biological process: regulation of transcription by RNA polymerase II. Gene Ontology annotation, cellular component: nucleus. The transcript has 7 exons. Gene Ontology annotation, molecular function: protein binding. NCBI's taxonomy places the organism in Eukaryota, Metazoa, Arthropoda, Insecta, Hymenoptera, Braconidae. The coding region runs from base 245 to 1564 and encodes 439 amino acids.